Penaeus indicus is the source of this 2166-nucleotide messenger RNA. RefSeq lists its product as uncharacterized. Bases 1 to 2166 code for a protein of 721 amino acids. Lineage: Eukaryota; Metazoa; Arthropoda; Malacostraca; Decapoda; Penaeidae. The transcript is spliced from 3 exons. The record is from RefSeq and is a predicted model, not a curated record.
AUGUUUGAUCAGUUGUGGAACCUUUUUUCGGGCGAGCCGAGCGCGCUGGCCCAGCAGCUGAACGAGCGCAUUGGCGCGCACGCGCUGAGCGUCAGCCAGCUCCACACUGCUGCACAGAGCACGUUGUUCUCCUGGCUGCAGGCGGCGUUCCCGUCCCUCUUCGGCGCGGCGGACAAGGCCUCCAGGGCCGCCGAACUCGCGUCCUGGGCGCUAAGUGAUCAGGCCUCCAUCGCUGAGAAGGAGGAGGUCCUUGCGCAGCUGCAGGAGACUGCCGCCUCUCUGGAAAGCCAGAUGUGGUUCGAGACAGUUCUCCUGAUGGUCGCAGGUCUGCCCGUGCUUCUGUGCGUCGUCUGGCGCAUGUGCAGAGCAUUCCGAAGACGUGCGGCGCCCACGGGCCAGGACCCGAGGAAUAGCUCUCUGCCCGAGGCAUCCGAAGGGGCUCACUGCCUCUCGGCUCCGACGGCGGAGGACACCACGCAGCCCGAGGGGACCGUCCAGCCGACGGCGGAGGACACCGCCCAGCCCGAGGAGGUCGUCCUGCCCGAGUCAGCGGAGGGUCACCCAGAGGAGUCGCGUGAGACCGAAGCCGAGACCGAAGCCGAGGUCAAGACCGAAGCCGAGACCGAGGCCGAGGUCAAGACCGAAGCCGAGACCGAAGGCGAGACCGAAGGCGAGACCGAAGCCGAGACCGAAGCCGAGGCCAAGACCGAAGCCGAGACCGAAGCCGAGGCCGAGACCGAAGCCGAGGCCAAGACCGAAGCUGAGACCGAAGUCGAGACCGAAGCCGAGGCCAAGGCUGAAGCCGAGACCGAAGCCGAGGCUAAGACCGAAGCCGAGGCCGAAGCCGAGGCCGAAACCAGCCCCGCCAAGCUGCUCCCGAAAGCCGAGCCCCUCAGGGUCUCCGUCAGCAUCCCCAGCCUGUUCCAGAAGUUCCUGUUCGAGUGCACGGAUCUGUCGCAUGUCUUCAGCGACGAUGUGCAGCUCAAGUUCCCCAAGGACUCUGAGGACAAGGAAACUUUCUUCAUCGAAAGCUUCAAUAAAGACCGCCUCAGUUAUCUGGUGUCCGCCCACGUGGCCGUGGCGCCCGAGGAACAGGCUUAUGUGGCCGACUUGGCGCGCGAGGGAGGCCCCAUCGCCGCUCUGGAGGAGGAGCACGGCGUCCGCGUUACCCUGCCCGCGGACUUGUCCUCGGAGCCGGUCGUGAUCGUCGGCUUGCACUGCGUGGAGGAGGCAGUGCAGUCCUUCCAGCAGGCACUGAAGGAGCAGUCCUACAGGCACGCGACGGUCACGGUGAACAUCCUUCCGAAGGACCUGGACCUCAUCCUGGGCGCAGACAGAGCCCACACCACCCACAUCGAGGAGUUCUUCGGCUUGAAGGUGAGCGCUUCUUCGCCCCAGAACGGGAAGGCCCAGCUCAAGGUCGAGGGGCCCCACUGCAAGCUGGAGAAGGUGGCGCUGUACUUCGAGGCGCGCGUCCGCGAGCUGCGCUCUCGCUCGGAGGCGGAGCACACGGUCCCAGUCGCCUGCGCUCCUGGGGUUUACAACAGCCCCGCCUUCAUGGCCGCCCUUAAGUCCGUCAUUUAUAAGUACGGCAUCCAGGUGGCCCUCCCCGACGCCGCAGCUGGCCGCACUCAGGUCCUCAUCACCGGCUUCGAGGACUAUGCCACGGCCGCCGCCGCCGAGCUCGAGCAGGCUCUCAUGCCACACAAGGAGAAGCAGCUCCAGCUGGAGGAGGCACCGCAGGCCGCCAAGAUGAAGGCUAUUGCCUUCCAACCCGAGGAAGUCUACAUCGCAUUGGGGCCGGCCAAGUGCCACGUGCCACUGCUCGAGGAACAGUUCGGCGUCAGGAUCCUUCCCUGGUACGAGGGCCAGCCGCUCCUGCUCCGCGGGGAAAAGGAGGGCACGGAGAAGGCUGCAGCCUUCCUCCGAAGUCUCUGCGGCCUGAGCAGCGCUGAACCGCGGCCGCCGUCCCGACGCUCCCAGAGAGAUUCUCCCAAACCUCCUGGGAUUGCCUGGGCACGGGCACUGCAGAAGGCACAGGGUGUCCUAACCACCUGUUGGCCGAGAGUGCCCCUUGCGCAGGCGGUGCUGCAGAAGGCGCUGCCGACGCAGCCUCGAUUAGCCUGCGGAAACUUUGCUUCUUGCAAGGAUGAAACAAAUAAAUAG